Nerophis ophidion (straightnose pipefish) is the source of this 3901-nucleotide messenger RNA. Its product is annotated as zinc finger protein 518A. Bases 1 to 2760 code for a protein of 919 amino acids. Lineage: Eukaryota; Metazoa; Chordata; Actinopteri; Syngnathiformes; Syngnathidae. The record is from RefSeq and is a predicted model, not a curated record. The transcript is spliced from 3 exons.
AUGAGGCUAAAGGCUAAAGGGGCUCAGACUGAGACUGUAAUCCCCGGAUGGAAGCAUCAUGGCGGCCACUCGCUGAGCUGUCAAGCUCUCCACAAAAGAAAAGAAACCUCAAAACCAAUGGAUUUGGUGGAUAUUUGCCCACCAAGCCCUGCUUCUAAUAAAAAGAAGUGUGCACGCAAAAGGAAUAAGGUUUGGCGUAAACGGUGCCACCGUAGGAAGCGUGCAGUUCAGCUCCCAACUAUGCAACGUGAAGUUCAAAAUGGACCAAAGAAGACACCAGAAAAAUGUGUGCAUAGCACAGAGCCUUUGUCAAAAAAGCCCACCCAAGGUGCACCACAAAGUGAAUGCUGGACAAACAAUAAUAUCAAUGCACUCAGGUUUACGUGCACACAAUGCAAGAACAACCUGGAAUAUAUUCCCAAAGACUUAGUGAGGCACUAUGAGGAAAACCACAGAGGGAGCUCACCUGUUUUUUCUUGUCACAUGUGCCCUUUUAAUACACAAAAGUUCUCCUACCUUCAGGUUCAUCUGUUAAGCCACAAGGACACUUUUUCUAGCUGCUGCAUUUGUAAUGACACCGUGAAGCGUACGUGGUCUGAAAUGAGUGCACACUUCACUACAUGUCAUUGCCAAAAUGGCAAAUAUUCAUGUGAAAAGUGUCCGAGAUUCUCGACUAGUGAUGUGACUGGAUUUUUAGAACAUAUGUGCAUAAGACAUUUUGGCCAUCAAAGACUAAAUGAGGUUGAUAUGCACAAGAAGGAUAAUAAUCAGUUGGGGUCCAUAACCGCUAAUAAAACUUUAUGUUGUCCACACUGCAGCUAUGAAUCAUCUCAGAAGUGGAUGCUUGCUAAGCACAUUAAUGCCAACCACCGCCAUAAUGGUACCCAAAGAAAGAAGGUCCAUUCCAUAGCAAAAAAAUCAAAUGAACCACAAAUGAAGCCUAGGUUAACAAGAAGCACAGUAAGGGAAAUGUGCUGGUUAACACAGGACUGCCUUUCUCUGCCUGGGAGAGACUUCCUGGAUAAAUAUUGCCAUUUGUCUGACCCUCAAACUACACUCGAGGAGACCCAGCAAUUUUUAAUGAAAUCUGUUGCUGUAGAAAAGGGUGACCAGAAAUGGACCGACGCUCUCAAAUCGGUUCUGUCUAAUGUCCCUCAAGACAUUAGCAUCAGUUCCAAAUCAGAGAAUGGCAUCAUGUCAGAUUCAUCCGAUCUCACUGUCCUCACGGUCCAGAACAAGAUAACUGUGGCUCAGAAUGGCGCUACCUAUGCUAAAAGGCUGAAAAUGAUGGAAGAAACGGAAAAAGAAUGUAAUUUCCCCGAAAGUGCUGCUACUGAUGUUUGUCAGAUUGGAGGUCAAGUAAUUCUGAAUGAGGAGCCACGUUCCUUACAGACUGAAACUAAACUAACUAAAGACACAUUCAUUUCGACCCACAGUGACUCAUCUGAGUUCAUCCAGAUUCUGGAAAACCGAGAGAAUCAAGAAAAGACUGACUUUGAUAACGGGGGCAAUCCGGAUAAACAACCCCAUUUAGAAGGGAUCUGUGGAUCUGAUGAGCCAAUCGUCAUUAAUGAGAGCAAAGAGAAGAAAUCCAUGUGUAAAGACAAUCCAAAAAAUACAAGAAGGAAGCAAAGACGGAAAAUAAAGUGCAGAUCUAAAAAGGUAGUUAAAGGAACUUCGGGAGUAGCCUUAAAGAUUGUGUUGAAGAAGAAUCCUGUAAAAGAUAGGCAGUGGGUGUCACAAAGCCCAUCAGACAUUAAUUUUUCGAUGAAUGACCAGUACGCCAAACUAAAUCCUGAUGCAUCAGUAAAGGAUGCGACACAUCAGCAUGACCCCACUGAAGCCCUUAUAUUAGCACAUGGACUGCCUUCAAGUUGUGCUGCUAAGACUGUUAAGCAUGACAUUUCGUUCUUGCCGGACAAUGCAAAGAAAUUGCGACACUUGUUGCAAACAGAUCUUGACAAGAGUGAGCAGCCAGAUUUACCAGAGACUUCAGUUGAGGUCUGUCCUGAAAGCUUGCAGCUCCCUUCCUCCAGUGGUGCUCCAGACUGUUGUGUGUCAGCUGAUAAUGGAGCCACUCACAGCAGCUGCAGCCAGUCUUCCCCUCCUUCCCAACCUGCCAUUACACCGCAUGGUAUGCUGAACUCUGGAUCAGAGUCUAUAGAACAGAGUGGCCAUAGUAGAGAAGUGCCUCCAGACUCUUGCACAAAUCUUCUCAGCAAUGGAGCGGAGAAAGCCAUCCAAUUGGAACCAUGGCCAGCCUUUGUACCCUACCGGCAGCCUGUACCAAAAAGCCUGGAAAGGAAUCUGAAAUUGGUCGCCAUAAGCCCCUCACAGCUGAUACGGUGUCCAGUGAGAGACCAGCCUGUGGUGGUGCUCAAUCACCCAGACGCAGACAUCCCGGAGGUGGCCAGGAUCAUGCAGGUGGUCAACCGGUACAAAGGUGACGUGCAAAAAGUCAUCCUGUCUCGUGCCACUCUGAACGCUCUCUCUGACACAAAUAAUUGUACGAACACUCAUACCCAACCACCCUGGCAUGGGGAGAACCUAAUCCGGGAAAGGUUCAUUCUAAAACUGAGACUGCGGCGACUCAGUAGAAAGAAGUACGAGGUGUUAGAUCCAGUUUCUCCCAGCAGGGAUGUCGUGAAAAAAUUCAGUUGCUGGUUUUGCGGCAGAGUGUUUGACAAGCAAGAGGUGUGGAUGGUUCACCGCCAGCGACACUUGAUGGACUGGAAAAGGCCAAACUGUGAAAACGUUUGAAUGUGGCGCACACUGGAAAACAAAAGAUGACUUUGCAAUCACAAAAACAAUGACAAUCAGCUUCUCAAGUCUUAAGUCUCAGAUCCUGGACUUUCUCAGGGUAACAUUUACCUUUUUGGAGUAGCUCCAUUUAAAGUCUUUGUUGAUGAGUUGGUGAAGUCACAAGAAUGUGAUAUUUCAGUUGGUUCUUUGUACCCUUUGUUCUUGUCUAUGCAAAUGCUUAUUUUAAUACACUGUCACCUUUUUAGAAAACACUGUCCAUGUUUAUAAAUAACUACACAAAAAUUUGAGUUAAUGUACGGGUAGGUGAUACAUUGUGGUAUCUAAGAUAUUUAUGUUUUUGAAAUAAGAUAUACCACAUAUAGCAAAACCUUGUGUUGUAAAAAAAAAACUAAACAAAAAUGACAAUAAGCUGUUUUAUUCAACAUUUAUUUAUGCUUCUUGCAGAUACUUUCUAUGCAUUUAUUUGAAUUUCUUUUUGGGCCAAUGGAAUAUUUCUUGUAAAAUUGUGUAAACUCCAAAUAAUAUGUGAGUCUCAUAUCAUCUGUGACUGAUAUACUUUCAUGCAUUUAUUUAACAGUGGAUAUUCCUACAUUUUUUUUACAUAGUGAUGGUUUGUCAUAACCGUGAAUGAUAAGAUAAUUUUUUAUGAAAUCUGGCAUAGACUGGAGGUGGCGGUUUUCAAAGAGUUUACUAUAAUUUAACUUGAAAAUGAUCAUCUAGUUUUGUUUAUUUUACUUGCACUAUGAAAGAAGGACUUUCUAUUUCCUGUACCUCCACGCAUUAAUCCCAUGUGGACGACAAUCUCGAUUGGUGGCCUCCUGUGACAAAACAUUUCCGAAAUCAGCCAUAGGCUGUCUGUAUUGACUGCAGGAAUGUGUGUGUGUGUGUUGUGUGUGUUUGUGUGUGUCAUUCAGGGACCAUCCCUGUCUGUAACUCGCUGUAAAUAUUCUUGCUCCUCUAAUUUAGACAGCAUAUUUCUAAUUGAACAUAGUCCUACUAGUGGUACUGUACUGUACUCAAAGUGCCUUCCUAUUUGUUAUUGUUAUGCAACCAAUCUGUUUGAGCAUUAUUUGUAGAUGACAGGAUUAAUGAAAUUGUGUAAUCCUGAUAACAAGAUUAAAGAUGUGGAUUUACAGAG